AAUAACGCCGACAUGUGGCACCAGGGUGCUGUCCACGACCGUCCGCGGUCUUUUGUUUACGAGGCUAUAGCUUUGGGUUGAGGUGAUGGUGACCACUGCUAUAACGCAGCAACACCACUGAUUGUAACCUUCUCAUGUCUCUUCCAAAUGCAGGAGAAUCCUCCAAGUCAAUAUCCAAGGCGACUCUGGCCGAUCUGAAAGCCAUAGCAGCAGAGCACGUCGAUCAGUUCUCCAGAGAGGGCCGCUCUGCGGUCAAGGGACAACGCCGAACACAGCUCGCCACCGCUAAAGACCCAUUCCAACGACCCUCACCAGGUCUAGUGAAAAGACUCGCCGCAGAAGCCAAGAACGACGCCAAAAGGCGGCACUUUGCCGAUGAUGCUGGCCCGAGUGAUGAGCAAAGACGGGCCAUCCUGAAGCAGAAAGCCAGGCAAUACGAAUCAAUGAUGCAUGGAGACCUUUCGGGCUUGUCGGACAAGCAACUGGAGGAGAUGACAGUUGAUUUCGACAGGAAGCGAAGGGAUUUCUCUGCCGAUGAGGAUGACGCUUCCGAUGAUACAGAUGGGAGUGCAUCGGAUGAAGGUGAUGCGCUUGAUCGAAUCGAAUACGAAGAUGAGCUGGGCAGGACUAGAUUAGGAACACGAAAGGAGGCUCUCGCUGCGGAGCGAGCCAGACGCAAGCUCGAGAGUAGUGACGAUCCUCCGCAGGUCGAAAGCGCCUUUUCCGAGGUUCAGCGGUCCAAUGUUUUUUAUGGGGAUCAAAACGUCUUUCCCGUCUACGAGCCUGAUGCGGAUGCCAUUCGUGCGAAAUACAAGGCCGCAGAGGAGGAGAGCCGAGCUCAUCACUAUGACUCGACGAAAGAGGUCAGAGCCAAAGGUGCCGGACAGUACCAAUUCGCUCUGGAUGAGGACGAACGAGCUGAGCAAAUGGCCGCUCUUAAAGCCCAACGCGAGGAAACUGAAGCCGCGCGAAAACAAGCAGCAGGCCAACGGAGUGGUCUCAGUGCAGCGCAAGAGGCUAGAAAGCGCAAAAUGGAGGAGCGGAGGGCUGCCAUUGAUGCAAAGAGAAAUAAAUUGCUGGGGGGGCAGGAAGCUGUGAAUCGACUGAGAGCAGAGAAACGUGCGGGUGAAGCAGAUCGUCUCCUGAGCGAGAUGCGUGUCGAUCGUUGCGAUUUCUCAGGCUUCAAAGUCUACCCGUCAAAGGGGAAGAUCUAUGUCCGAGGUGACUCCAAGUCCUUCCGCUUCCUCAACUCAAAGAAUGAGUCUCUCUUCCUUCAACGAAAGAACCCGAGAAAGAUCGCUUGGACUCAGGUUUACCGAAGAAUGCACAAGAAGGGCAUCACUGAGGAGGUAGCAAAGAAGAGGAGCAGGAAGAACAUCAAAACUCAGCGUGGAAUUGUCGGUGCCGAUCUGGCCAGUAUUCUGGCCAAGCGUACCGCCAAGCCAGAGGUUCGACAGGCUGCCCGACAAGCUGCCAUCACCAAAGCUAAGACUGAGAAGAGGGACAAGGAGGCCAAGAAGCAGGCUGGCAAACCCACUGGCGCAGCGAUGCCCAAGAUGUCCAAGCAGAGUAUGAAGGGCGGUGCCAAGGGAGGCAAGGUUGCCCACUAGGCAAAUUGCAUGCUCAUGUAUGUGACGAUACUCCGGAUC
This is a messenger RNA of Kockovaella imperatae, 1649 nucleotides long. RefSeq names its product ribosomal protein L24e-domain-containing protein. The record is from RefSeq and is a predicted model, not a curated record. Gene Ontology annotation, molecular function: structural constituent of ribosome; mRNA binding. Lineage: Eukaryota; Fungi; Basidiomycota; Tremellomycetes; Tremellales; Cuniculitremaceae. Gene Ontology annotation, biological process: cytoplasmic translation. Gene Ontology annotation, cellular component: cytosolic large ribosomal subunit. The coding region runs from base 135 to 1610 and encodes 491 amino acids. The transcript is spliced from 11 exons.